AAAUGUUUAGGUGAUGUCUCGGAACACAGGAUACAUGCUUCGUACGUCUGUCGUGUAGUACAGGUAUUUGCAGCUUCCCCAACCUAUUUGAUCUCUUUCAUGCCGAUGUCAGUACUCAGUGGCAGGACUCGAUUGCCAGUCGAAAACUGAAAAGGUUCUUGCGACAUUGCGUGGGCGUUGAAACUUGAACGUUUGCUGUCAAAAAUGUCGAAAUACUUUGGAUUCAGCGUUUUGGGUAGUGAUGUUGAUUUGGAUGAUAUGCAUUUAAAAAGAAAGCCUGAAAAACAGUCUAAAGCUGAAACACCGCCUCCUGCUCCUGCUAAGAAAACUAGUGCCAAGCCUAAAGCUAAUAAGAAAGCUAAAGAAGUUCAAUCGUUGCAAGCAUUGGCCUUUGGUGAUAGCAAACCUAAGAAAAAAUCAGCUGGGGCAAGUCAAAAUGCUUCCAAGGCCAGCAAAGCAGCAGCUGCUGAUAAAAAGAAGUCAAAUAACAUGUGCAAUGGUGCAGGAGUGGAGGAUGGCAACAAGGCUCUCUCUGAGGACUGGCAAUCAAGAGACCAAAAGUACGUAGAAGAGGUCCAUGAAAAGGAGUUGAGGGAAGCUCUAAUGCUCUCUAAAUUAGAUUAUGAAGCUAACAGAAUUGCUCCUGAUGCGGCUGAGCAACAACCAAGAGAAAAUUCCAAGACCAAAAAGAAGAAAAAAGAUAAGCCGGUCACCAUAUCACUUUCGGAAUUCAAUUCUUUGAAUGACAAGAAGAGCGAGGCCAAGAGACCUCAGAACGGGGUGGUGGAAUCCACCAAAAAGUCUGCUACUUCCAAGGCUGAGACCCCCAAGAGUGAUAAUUUCUUCUCUGAUCUUGACAGUUCUGUUCGUAAUACCAUUGCAAAUGAAGCAAGACAGAAGAAAUACGCUGAACAUCUUGCUAAACAGAGGGCUGCCCAACCAUCCAACACUGGCUCGGUGCUCGUGCCCAUAAGCGAGGUGGAGAAGCGUGACUUUGAGAUCCAGGCGCUGCGGCUCGAGGUUGAGAGUCUAAAAGACUCGCUCGAGAAAGUCAAGCUCAGGAAUAAGAAACUUUGCGAGGUGCUCGGUGCUGCGGAGAUGCGCACGGUUGGAGAGAUCGUCGUCGAGUUGGAGAAAGUAUCUCGAGCUCGCGACGAGUUGAGCGCUGAAGUCGCCAAACUCAGCGAACAGCUCGAGCAGGAGAAGACCAAAGUCUCGCAAUUGCAGGAAAAGACUCGCAAAAAGUGAUAAGGUGUUGGAGGUUAGACUUCGACGAUAUUCCGUUGUCCAAUCUACAACUUUGAAGUUGACACGGUGAUUUAUUUGAGGAUUUUUGAGUUAUAUUGGUAACGAAUAUUUUUUCUUCCUUAUGGUGCAGCAUUAAAACAUUUCGUUCUUCAUAAAGGUUGCUAAAGCAGUAGCUGAAUAUUGUGUGCCAGAGCCGAUAAAUACCUGUGAUAAUCUUUGCAAAUGUUCUAAUUUUACCUGAAGCAAUGAAUGAGUUGAACAAUGGUCUAAUGUUUA
Messenger RNA from Hyalella azteca, 1524 nucleotides. Its product is annotated as G kinase-anchoring protein 1. The transcript is spliced from 7 exons. NCBI's taxonomy places the organism in Eukaryota, Metazoa, Arthropoda, Malacostraca, Amphipoda, Hyalellidae. The coding region runs from base 205 to 1248 and encodes 347 amino acids. Gene Ontology annotation, biological process: signal transduction. The record is from RefSeq and is a predicted model, not a curated record. Gene Ontology annotation, cellular component: Golgi apparatus.